ACAUGGCUGUUUGGGUACGAGCUGACAGACACCAUCAUGAUUCUUUGUGAGAAGGUUAUUUGUAUCUUGGCAAGCAAGAAGAAGAUUGACUUUCUAAAGCUGUUGGAUACAUCCAAGGAUAAUGAGCAAGGAAUACCCCCACUAAAGUUGAUAACUAGGGAGAAGGGUGACAAGGAGAAGGACAAGGCCAACUUUCAGAAACUGAUAGAGUGCAUAAAGAAAAGUAAAAAGGGCAAAACAGUUGGAGAGUUCAGCAAAGACAGUUAUCCUGGAGAGCUAAUAGAAGGAUGGCGACAUGCUGUGAAAUCUGCAGGCUUUGGCAAAGUGGAUGUUUCCUCUCAGUUUGCCUACAUUAUGGCCCCCAAGGAAGAAGCGGAAGUGAAGACCAUACAAAAGGCAUGUCAGGUGACGUGUGAUGUCUUCAGUAAAUACCUCAAGGAGCAGAUUAUGGAGAUUAUUGAUGCAGAUAAGAAAGUGAAGCACUCAAAGCUGUCUGACGGUGUUGAGCAGGCCUUACAGAACAAGAAAUACACAUCAGGUGUUGAUACCAGCCAACUUGAUGUUUGUUACCCAGCUAUCAUUCAGAGUGGAGGAAAAUACAGCCUGAAGUUUAGUACAACAAGCGAUGACAAUAAUCUACAGUUUGAUGCUAUUGUGUGUGCAAUGGGCGUCCGCUACAAGUCCUACUGUUCUAACAUUGUCCGCACACUUCUUGUCAACCCAGUAGAAUCUGUGCAGAAAAUUUAUGAGUUUCUGGUUCAGGUUGAAGAGGAGAUCAUUGCUAAACUUCAACAUGGUGUGAAACUGAGUGAUGUCUACAGUGCUGGUCUGUCAGUUGUGAAAAAGGACCACCCAGAACUUGAAGGCAACCUGAUUAACAGCUUUGGGUUUGCUAUGGGCAUUGAGUUCAGGGAGGCUUCUUUGCUGAUUGCACCAAAGACAAAGGCACCAGCCAAGAAAGGAAUGGUAUUCAAUGUCAGUAUUGGCUUCUCCAGUCUGAAGCAAGGUUCUAAGAAUGUUGCCUUAUUCUUGGGGGAUACUGUGCUCGUUAAUGAGGGUUCUCCGGCAACUGUUCUGACGACAGCUAAGAAGAGAUUAAAACACAUAGGCAUAUUUCUCAAAGAUGACGAUGAGGAGGAACAAGCAGAGGAUGAGGACAAUGAGUUAGAGAAAGAAGCUGAACAGCUGUUAGGUAGAGGAGGGAGAAGAAGUGCUAUGGUGGAGAGCAGAACACGGACUGAAGCUCCAUCAGAAGAGAAAAGGCAGCAGCACCAGAAGGAACUGGCACGGAGGCUUAAUGAAGAGGCCAGGGAGAGGCUCCGAGGGAUACGAACCGGAGCAGCAGAUAAAAAAUCCAAAAAGUCAAACAUCUCUUACAAAAAUGCCAGUCACUUUCCUGAUGAUGCAGAUUGCCGAGAUUUAAAACUGUUUGUUGACAAAAGAUAUGAGACUCUUGUUCUGCCUAUAUUUGGCACAGCCACACCAUUUCAUAUUUCUACUAUUAAGAAUAUCAGCCAGUCUGUAGAAGGAGAGUACACCUACCUGAGAAUUAACUUUUUCCAUCCGGGCUCCACUCUCGGCAGAAAUGAGGGAAGCUUCCCCAAUCCAGAUAUGAUAUUUUUGAAGGAGAUCACUUAUCGGAGUUCAAACACUAAGGAACCUGGUGAAAUUGCUGCACCGUCUGCCAAUCUAAAUACUGCUUUCCGUUUGAUCAAAGAAGUUCAGAAAAGGUUCAAAACCAGAGAAGCAGAAGAGAGAGAGAAGGAGGGCAUUGUGAAACAAGAUACAUUGAUCAUCAACCCAAACAGGGGCAACCCAAAAUUAAAAGAUUUAUACAUUCGACCAAACAUUGUGUCCAAAAGAAUUUCUGGCAUUUUAGAAGCUCACACAAAUGGUUUCCGGUUCACUUCUGUCCGUGGAGACAAGGUUGAUAUUUUGUACAACAACAUUAAACAUGCAUUCUUUCAGCCUUGUGAUGGGGAGAUGAUCAUUCUUCUUCACUUCCACUUAAGGAAUGCCAUCCUGUUUGGGAAAAAGAAGCACAUCGAUGUCCAGUUCUACACCGAAGUUGGUGAGAUCACCACUGACCUUGGUAAACACCAGCACAUGCAUGACAGAGAUGACCUUCACGCUGAACAGGCUGAGAAAGAACUGAGACAGAAGCUAAAAUCUGCAUUUAAAAGCUUUUGUGAGAAAGUGGAGAGCAUUACAAAACAGGAAGUGGAGUUUGAUUCACCUUUCAGAGAACUGGGGUUUCAUGGUGCUCCAUACAGAAGCACAGUGCUGCUGCAGCCAACAAGUGGUUGCCUGGUAAACCUAACAGAGUGGCCUCCAUUUGUAGUCACUCUGGAAGACAUCGAGCUGGUGCACUUUGAGAGAGUCUCCUUCCAGCUGAAAAACUUUGACAUGGUGUUUGUCUUCAAGGACUACAGCAAAAAGACAGCAAUGAUCAACUCCAUUUCUAUGAAUAUGCUGGAUCAUGUGAAGGAGUGGCUGAAUUCCUGUGACAUUCGUUACACGGAAGGUGUACAAAGCUUGAACUGGACCAAGAUCAUGAAAACUAUUACAGAUGACACCGAAGGAUUCUUUGACAAUGGUGGAUGGUCAUUUCUGGACACUACCAGUGAUGAGGAGGUGGAAGAGGAAGAUAGUGAAGAAGGCGAUGACACAUUUGAACCUUCAGAUGUAGGUUCUGAAUCUGAGGAAAGCAGUCAGGAUGACAGUGAGGAAAGUAACUGGGACGAGGAGGAAGAUGAUGAGUCAGAAUCAGAGCUGGGAUCGAGUGAAGAGAGCGGGAAAGACUGGGAUGAACUGGAGGAGGAGGCAAGAAGAGCCGACCGAGAGCAGGAUGAGGAGAUUCCUGAAGUCAGGCACUCACACAAACACAGGUCCCAUCACAAAGCCAGCGCAAGCAGCAACCACCAUGGUCAAAAGAGAUCCAGGGACAGCAGUCACGGCAAGAACAGCUCCCCAGUUAAGAAGAAAAUUCGACGUUGA
This is a messenger RNA of Candidula unifasciata, 2997 nucleotides long. Lineage: Eukaryota; Metazoa; Mollusca; Gastropoda; Stylommatophora; Geomitridae. The record is from the annotation of a GenBank genome assembly.